AGAAUGAUUUGACUCAUUGAGAUGUCACAAGCUGACCCACUCUAAAAAGUCCUUCUACCGCCCACGUACUAAAAUGAGAAAGAGAGGAACCAGAGGCACUUGUGUCAGAUUUACAAAAGAAAAUCACAGAAGCGUUUGAAGUUUUUGACCAUGAAAGCAACAAAACUGUAGAUGUCAGCUGAUGCAGUCCAUAGAAUCUGGUGAUUUGCACAUGCGCGGUCCCUCUGCUGCUUAUGCACAUGCGCUGUUCCCGGAGCCUGCCAGAUUCAUUGCACAAGUGCCGGGACCCAUCUGCCAUGGCUUUCUCCUCUCCGGGCAGCCCCCCUCCUACAGGCAGGGAGAUUGGAACAAUCAUACGGUCGUUAGGGUGUUGCCCAACUGAAGGGGAGCUGCAUGACAUGCUUGCAGAGGUGGAGGAAGAAGAGCCAACUGGGUAUAUUCGUUUUGAAAAGUUCUUACCGAUGAUGACCAAAGUAUUACUGGAGAGAAGGUACAGACCAAUACCUGGAGAUGUUCUCCUGCGAGCAUUUGAGGUUUUAGAUGACAAGAAAAAGGGAUUCUUCACUAAAGAAGAACUUAUAAAAUACAUGACUGAAGAAGGAGAACCAUUCACACAAGAGGAAAUGGAAGAGAUGAUCUCAGCUGCUGUGGACCCAGACAAAAACAUUGUUCCUUACAAGGACUACACUGCAAUGAUGGUUGUAGAAGAUUACUGACUGAAUAAUUACUAAUUGUCUGAUAUGCAAAUGUGACUUGUAAAAUGAAAUUAUUAAAAGUGUGAAAUUUUCAUGCUCA
Pseudophryne corroboree (corroboree frog) is the source of this 795-nucleotide messenger RNA. It is a transcript of the gene EFCAB2, whose product is annotated as EF-hand calcium binding domain 2. The record is from RefSeq and is a predicted model, not a curated record. The transcript has 8 exons. The coding region runs from base 234 to 716 and encodes 160 amino acids. NCBI's taxonomy places the organism in Eukaryota, Metazoa, Chordata, Amphibia, Anura, Myobatrachidae. Gene Ontology annotation, molecular function: calcium ion binding. Gene Ontology annotation, cellular component: sperm principal piece.